Molecule: messenger RNA, 4849 nt
Organism: Bombus huntii
Lineage: Eukaryota; Metazoa; Arthropoda; Insecta; Hymenoptera; Apidae
Gene: Nep3
Product: endothelin-converting enzyme homolog
Exons: 13
Coding region: 610-2955 (781 amino acids)
Biological process (GO): protein processing
Cellular component (GO): plasma membrane
Molecular function (GO): metalloendopeptidase activity
Source: RefSeq, a predicted model, not a curated record
UGCAAGACGCUCGUAACAAAUACGAUUCUCGUUGGAUUUGUCAGCCCUUUAGAUAAUAAUAUUCGGAAUGUGAUGGAAUCGAUAUCGUAAGAGGCAACCUGUAUGCUCGCUGUAAUGCUUCAUUUGAAAAGAUUGAAAUCGAAGAGAAAUUAGAGGGAGGUUUUUACGAGCCCUUCAAUCGUCAGACUUUUAUAUCGAUGUUUAAGCUGGAAAGCGGUUACGUCGAACGGUGGUUGCAGACGAGACGUUCGCCAUACAAUUGUUUUAAAAGGGAAACGACUGGCUAGCUCUUUUUCUUCAAACGCGAGUGUCGUGAACAUAGCGGAACACAAUGCGAGACGAAAAGCAUUCUAAUCGUAUUAACGAGGCUACAAGUGUCUAUUUCCUGCUAGGAGGUCAGAGACGAAACAAGCAACUCGAUUGUAGACGCGUGCGCGCGCUUCUUCAGAUCCUCAUGUUUGCACGCGUGCAGUUGCCGCGUGCAACCAGCUUGCAGUUUUAACACGAACGUUCGUCGUGUUUCUCUCACAAAGUGUCUCUCAUCGUUGCUUCUCUUUUUCGUCAGCCAUUGUUUGAUCUCGCUUUCGUUCAAGGAAAACCAGAUUUUCGAUGAUGAUGUACAAGCAGGCCGAGUUCGAGGACGAGGACAGCAGUAGCAUUGGUUCCGUAGCUUUGAACAGCGAAGGCAUCAGCACGUCGGCCACGCACAUCAGAUACAAUUCGGGAAUCUCGUUGUGGAGAGCUAGGAGCUUGCUCGAAAGAUGUCUUUUUAUCAUUUGCGUGGGCCUUUUGAUCAUGGUCGUGAUGCUGUCGAUAAUCAUCAGCAGCAAAAACGGCUGGGAAAAAGCGCAAAUACUUCGUGUCACUUCGCACGAGGAAGUGGUUGAUUUUGUUUUAGAUGGUACACACUGUUUAACCGAGCACUGUGUCACGGUGGCUGCUUCCAUUAUAAAUAGCAUAGACCAUUCGGUCGAUCCAUGUAACGAUUUUUACGAGUACGCGUGCGGUGGUUGGAUCAAGAAGAAUCCCAUACCAGAUGGAAACAGCAUGUGGGGAACGUUCGAUAAGUUCGAGCAAGACAAUCAGCUGGUUGUAAAGAAUGUUCUUGAAAAACCAUUCGCCGAAAUGAAAUCGAAGGCCGAGAAGAAAGCAAAAUAUUAUUUCCUCUCGUGUAUGGACGCAAACGACACGAUCGAAUCGCUUGGCGCGAAACCAAUGCUGGACUUGUUGGAUUCUAUCGGUGGCUGGAACAUUUCUGGGAAAUUCAAUCUAAGCGAGUGGUCGUUGCAAAACAGUAUGCAUAUUCUGCAAAAUGUUUACAAUAUGGAUGGUUUAUUUACGUGGGCGGUAAACGAAGACGAUCGAAAUAGUAGCAGGCACAUUAUACAAAUCGAUCAAGGAGGUUUGACGCUGCCAACCGCCGACGAUUACCUGAACGUCACCGAACACAGUAAAGUGUUGGCUGCGUAUUUGGAAUACAUGACGAAGAUAGGCGUGCUGCUUGGCGGAGAGGCGAAUUCGACCAGAAAACAGAUGAACGAUGUGAUAAAGUUUGAAACGGAAUUGGCGCGGAUCAUGACACCGCCGGAGGAUCACCGAGAUAAAGAAAAGCUUUACAACUUGAUGUCUCUGGAUGAAUUGCAAAAUAACGCGUCUUUCAUGUCCUGGGUAGACUAUUUUCAAAAUGCGACGCAACUCGUUAACAAAAAAGUAACCGGCCAGACAAAGAUCGUGAACUUUGCUCCAGAAUAUUUCGUUAAAUUGUCCAAGCUGGUAUUAGAGUACAACAAAACGAACGAUGGGAAAGUGAUACUGAAUAAUUAUCUGGUUUGGCAAACCGUGAGAUCUUUAACUGCCUGCCUGUCGAGACCGUUUCGCGACGCUUACAAGGGGCUGAGGAAAGCUUUGAUCGGUUCGGAAGGCCGCGAGGAGCAAUGGCGUUAUUGCGUCAGUGAUACGCAUAACUCGAUGGGUUUUGCGAUCGGUGCGAUGUUCGUUAGAGAAGUUUUCCAUGGAAAGAGCAAACCCAUGGCGGAGAAGAUGAUCGAUCAAGUGCGCAAAGCUUUUAUCAAGAAUCUGAAAAAUCUCGAUUGGAUGGACGCGGAAACGAGAAGGAAAGCCGAGGAGAAGGCGAACGCGAUCACCGAUAUGGUCGGCUUUCCUGAUUUUAUUUUACGUCCAAAUGAACUCGACGAGCGUUACAAGGACUUAGUAGUUAAACAAAACGAGUACUUUCAAAAUAAUAUACGGGUGAAUAAGUAUAAUUUGCGGAAAAAUCUAGAGAAGCUCGAUCGGCCUGUGAAUAAAACCACUUGGAUAAUGACACCUCCCACGGUGAAUGCUUAUUACUGGCCUACGAAAAAUCAGAUGGUUUUUCCCGCUGGUAUCCUACAAAGUCCAUUCUAUGACAUGGAGAAUCCUAAUAGCUUGAAUUUUGGUGGUAUAGGAGUAGUCAUGGGACACGAACUGACCCAUGCAUUCGACGAUCAAGGAAGAGAAUACGACUUGCACGGAAACUUGCAUCAAUGGUGGAACAACGCUACGAUAGAGAGAUUCAAAAAUAGAACAGAGUGUUUCGUGGAACAGUACAGCAAUUUUGAGAUACAUGGUCGACACGUAAACGGACGACAAACUUUGGGAGAAAAUAUUGCGGACAAUGGUGGUCUCAAAGCAGCGUAUCACGCGUAUCUUUCAACGCCGAGAAGCUACAAAGAUCAACUACCUUUACCUGGUCUUAACUUGACGCAUCGACAAUUAUUUUUCGUGAAUUUUGCCCAGGUUUGGUGUUCCUCCGUGAUGUCCGAGGCGAUAGCUCUCCAAAUCGAGAAAGAUUCCCAUUGUCCACCAAAAUACAGAGUGAUAGGGUCACUCUCGAAUCUGCCGGAGUUCGCAUCUGAAUUCAACUGUCCCGAAGAAUCGCGAAUGAAUCCGAUUCACAAAUGCGAAGUGUGGUAAUGCAUCGUCUAUCUGGAUUGUCUGUGUCAAUGUGGAACUUGUGUUGUUCAACUUCAUCGCCGAUAUAUCACGAAAACGAGUCGUUGUAAAAGUUGAAACCUCUCUCGCUUCUGUCUGUAGAGCAACUGUCUCUUCCUUCGACGUUUUCAUCUUUAUUCGCUUACAAGUUGAGAGUAGCGAAUGAAGCGAACGAGAAGAAGCAAAUGUUAUGCGUGGUUUGCUAGCGAUCUGUUGCAAAUGCAUGAAGCGCGAACCUUUCACGAAUAAAAGAAACGUCGAAGAGAUAGAAGCGACGAGCACAACGAAUUCCGUUGCGACCACGUGAUUUUAUCCGGUAUGAAAUGUUAAACGUCCAUGUGCUGAUUCGCACUGCUGAUUUAUUCGAAGACGUUGGAAUCACAACGAGUCGAGCAUACGCGAGUUCAAAUGCAUUUUUAGUAAGCGUCGAACGAGUGUAAUUUCAAUAGGAUCGUGUCACUUUUGAGAUUUCGUAAUUCGAAUAAAUCAAACAUCGAUCGAAGGUCGGCUUAUGCGCGUUCAAUGUAUCGAUCCUUUUGUUCGAGAAAAAUCGAUUAAGCCAGCUCUGAAGCUGGAUUAGAAAGGCACUAGGACCACUAUAUGAAUCGUUAAAUUUCCUUACUCGACUAUUCGAAAUGCGUCACGACGCGCCAAUGUUUUUCAUUAAGAAAUUAAUUGACUGUGGUUCAUCGUGAUCACUGGGGACGAUUUAAUCCAUCGAACCAACUGACCGACCAACUUGAUCGACGUUUUCUCAUAAACGAAAGCGCGCAUUUCUACGUGAUAAGUGAUUUUUCACUUUUAUACUUGAAAUCAGUAUUAUCAGUUCGAAUCGUACGAUUCGAGUAAAUAUCAAUGAUGUUACACGCUGCACACAUAACACGUUUAAUACGCUUGUAUAUACCUGCAGAAUAUAAAGACGCAUUCAUAUUACCAUCCAAUUGACACAGUGUAUUGUUCCUACAAGCAACGAGCAGAAAUUUUUAAAAAGUGAAAGGAGAUAUGAGCGAGGAAACAGUUUAUUCAGUUGGAACUCUUCUUCGCCGUUCUGUUCGUGUCGAAGAAGCGAUUCUCACCGAUCUCGAUGAGCCAUGGCGAUUAUAAACGGCACAUUGCUGUAAUUUCUGCAGGCAGGAAGUUAAGCUCUAGCGUUAAGCUUAAGAAAUUUAAUUUUCUAAACAAACUACAUGCUAUAUAGUUAUACAUAGGAUAGAAACAGUACGUCGAGCCAACGACGAGUGUAAUUGAAAAUGUUGCUACGAACGUUCGAGCAAAUAUUUGUUUAUGCGUAUACCUCUUGCCAUGUGAAAUUCGAUAGUUGAGCGAAUGUUUUCCUAGUCUUUAACAAGUGCUGUCUAGUACAGUCCUUGGUCGUCGAAACACGCGUUAAGAUCAACUGUCCAUUGACAUUAAGAGAAAAAAAAAGAAGAAGAAGGAGAAAGAAAAACAUGGAAAUGGAAGCAAAGUUAGGAACAUUUAAAACUAUCAGCAAAAUAAAUAUAAUUUAAGCAUGAUCUAAUAUAUCAUGAAUCUUCAUUUUCUGAUGUUCGUUCAACUAUCGAACGAAUGUUCGUAAUUGAUAAAAGAAAGGCGAUUAUCGAGAAAUGUUGUAUAUUUCGUGCUCGACAAAUUUUCUUUGUCCUCGUUCAAUGACGAUUAAAAACGUAAAGUUGACGACAGUUGUCUGUUGUGUCUUUUGCGUACCUACAUAUUAUACAAAGGAGUGCGAGAAGAAUCGACAAACGAUUUCGUGCGUCAAAGAAGAAGUCUUUGAAAAUCGACGAUUAUGUCAGCCAUUCUAAUAUUACAUAGUAUUUGAAAUCAUAUUUCUUAAUGACGCACGUGUAAAUCAAAUAAAGGACAAAUUAAAUAAUGA